AAAAAAUCAGGUAGACCUCCGUCGUCGUUGACAUACCCACCACUCUUCUAUCAUCGUCAUAGAACCUUGCUGCUCCUCACAGUAUAUAGACACGCUCAACGUCGAGGACCAUGCGUAAAGAACCAGCUCGUUCACGAAAUUGAGAGCAGCUACUUGCAACACCAAAAGAGUGGAGGUCACGUCCGGGUCGAGUUCAAGGUCCUUCUGAACGAACCACCUCGGCGGCCUGGUCCAGAUCGAAGCACAGAUACGUUUAGCCAUGGCGAUUACGACCGCUUUCGGAUAUCUCUUGCUCCUGGGAGCCGCAGCUUUUGCUCUGCGAUACGUCCUGGUACCCUUUCUCCUGGAAAGUCUGCUCCAGGUGCAGAUCCGAUCCGUCAGCCCUCGGAGCGUCCGUGGGAUCGAAUGGGCUGCCAAAGGAAACGAGCACCGAGAGAUCAAAUCUCGGCUCACGGUCGAAAGGAUCGGUCUGCAGAGGUCUCGUAGGCAAGGCGGUUGGCUUACGAUCUCGGUCGAAGGCCUUACUAUUCACGUUACCAAGGACGAUCAAGCUCAACACGAUGAGACGACCCGGUCUGACCGGGAAAGCUCCGAUGUCAGGACGACGAGGAACCGAAGCCCGUUGAAUUCUGGUUGGAGGUCCACUUCAUGGGGGGCCAAGGUAACCGGCACACUGAAAGCGAAAAGCCGCGAAUGGACCAUCUUCUACAUGUCAUUUGCAGUUCAACAAUCUCCUUGGCUAGCACACCUGAUGGACCUUCAAGUGGAGAAGGCUGUCCUGAUCUACCGUGAUGGCGCCGACCGACCCAUCGAGCUGGUCCUUCACAGCUUCAACGCCUGCUUUGACGUUGUUUUCGACCAAGCUCCCGAGCUUAUCGUCCAUCCCGAGACUUGCUAUGCGGCUUUCAACACACCUAGUGGACCGCGAUCGCCUUUCCUCGAGGCCAAGUCGCCCAUGGAGAGUCCCACCUACGUUAUGAACCACGGUCUGAUCAGUCCACCUCCUUCCUUCGAAGGCUUGGCCAAGGAAAAGCCGAUCAGCCCUAACCCGGCUCCGGGUAUUACCAAGAGCCGCCCUGCCAAGCUGUUAUCCAGGCUCCUGGGGCGAGCUCGAGGAAACGCGACGCUGACUGUGGAGAUGGGUCAACUCUCGUUGUCCGAGAAUAUUCCUGAACUUUCGAAAGGUGUCCACCAGGACAAGGUCUUCGAGUUCGUAGACAAUAGUCGACUCGAGGUCACCGUCCAGUUUGGUGACAAGGCCGGCAUCUUGGGAGAAGAUUCUGUCGAUGUCAAGUUGAACGUGUCUCCACUAUCUGUCGACGUCCUGCGAAUGAAGGUACUGCAAGAGAAGUUGAAGAAGAGUUUCCCUCGUGGUUCUGGCAGCAAGCGGAGCCGACCUGCUCAAGAAGCGAAAGUCAGGGAUCUCUUGAACGCGCUACAUUCUGUCCAGCUGGCUUUGCCUUAUACUACCGCUCGGUUCGAGCUCGAACCCGAUCACCUCGACAGACAGUCCGAUUCGGUGGCUGGUCAUUUCGAUCUCGCUGUCAAUGGGUUCUUCGUGGACGUCCGGUCCGCUAGCCCGUCGACAAAUUUUCGUCUUAGGGACGUCUUCGGUCGCAACGAAAGGCAGGAGGCGCUCAUCCCAGCGAUUCACUAUUCGUCCUCGAUGGCCGAUGUUGCGUUGACUUGGCAGCUCGAUCGACACCCCUCUCGUAAGGUUCUCGACAUCGGCAAUCUCGAGCUUGACGGGGUGUCUACUUGGAAACUGCCCCAUUGGCGGCGGAGUUGCCCGUUAUUCCCAGAAGACCCGAACCGGUAUAUCGUCAAUGCGUCGUUCAAUGUCGACCACGUACAUGUGAAGACAUCGGUGCCGAUGAUGGCACAGCUUCGGCCGCUCUUGAAACGUGUCCGUAGGAGCAAGCCGGAGAAAGAGUCCAGCAGUCAAACGCCUAUCAGCUUUUUGCCUCGGAUCCUCUUCGAUGCUAGUGUCGGUCACUCGACCCUCUGCGUCCUAUCCAAUGACGAAGAUUCGGCUAGCUUGCUCGAGAUCAGCUCUACCGGGAUCAGCUCCACCGUCUUGACAGACUACCGGGAUAUCUGUGCGACCCGAAGGUCUCGUGCUAGGGACAACAAAGCUUUCGAUGCGGCAGAGCCAACAUUCGCAGAGGACGGUGGCGCUUCGACACAGGACACGCCGUACGAUUCUGCUAGUGUCGAUCUUUCGGAAAGGGCGUUCAAGUUCGAAGCCGGCUCGCUGCAAGACGAGGCCACCGUCUCGAUGCACUGGGAGUUUUCGUUCAGACCAGGAACUUUGAGCACAAUGGUUUCCCUUGCGCAAGCGGAAGCGCCGGUUCAUGAACUGUUGAGGAUUGGAAAAGCCGACAUAAACGGUCAGGGUCUGGUCAAGGGCGGCCCGAUGGAUUCAGAACCGCAUCGAGAUCUUUCACUUUGGUGGCAUUCGGGGAUCGGCGCAGUCGAUAUCUCAAUUCAGGACGGCGUGCAGGCGACGUUGUGGCACCAAGACGCCCACGAACAUCUACGUCACAUUGUACAUGGAUUGGAAUCACUGUCGCCGGCGCGCGUGAACAAGGUCAAGCAUCCUCGCAGCCAUCAGAAACCUGUUCUCGCCAGACUCGUCUCUGGUUUGCGCGUCAGGAUUGCCAUCUCCAACAUACUGGUUCUUAUGGCCAGUAAAGAUCCGAACCCCAUCUGCGAAGUACACUUGCAACGAGGAUUGCAAUUGCAGAUGAGCUUGAUAGUAGAUUACUGCUCCUUCAAACACGUCAGUCAGACUCGACGCAGCAAAUUGGAUGGAAAGUCCAAUUCUCGGCGUCGUCUGAGGUUACCGGCUGACGCCACGGAGCAAGCCAUCGCUCUUCACAACGAGGCAGAAAGUCAUGGAGCGCAAGCGGCUCAUUGCACCAUGUCUGCAAGGCAAAUCGUGGUCGUCCCCAUUUACAACGCCGCCAGGCAAACCAACCGCAAUCGACCCAAUCCGAAACCCGUGCCCAACCCAGUCUCUCAAGCCUUCUUCCCGCGGCGUGAACGGAUGCCUUCAUACGCGGGAUGGGAUUUCCAGCGACUACGAGAUCAGCCAAAACCUCCCGGCGAUUAUGUCAAUGGUGUCGAUCCUUUCCCGAUAUCACUGCGUGACCAGGCUCAAAAGCCACUAUUACAUAUCCACAAGAUCGAUGGUAGCGUGACACUACGAGAAGCCCGCGAUGCAGCUGUCUUGGACAUUGCAGCCAAUCUCAGAGUUGCCAAGACAAAGCUGUCUGCAGACGUAUCUCACGUCUACUGCGCUCUCCUCGCUUUCACCGCUUUACCUCGGUCACAUAGAAGUUCGGAAGCUGAUGGGGAAAAGGUUGAUACCGAAAAUCCCUCCAAUCCUUCUGCUAGGAUCUCCAUGAGGCUCAAGAUGAAUAUUGACGAGGCGAUGGGUGACCUCGCCCUCCCUCUAAAGGAGAGGCUAUUCUUUGACCUCAAAUCGGUAGCGUUGUCAUCGAUCGGCGCCACAAAGGAAUUCGGAGUCGACAGCGCAAUGUUCUACGUACCCAGUCCUAGAGCUCCCGGCAGAUGGGAAGAAUUCGGUCGCGUCCGCCGAUUUGAUGUCGCCAUCAACAAGACUGUUUCAGGGAAACCAAUCGCCAACGUAGACAUUGCUGCGCUUAGGAUCAGAAUUCCUUUCCGAUACGAGCUCUCAAAAUUGAUCCUCAACUUUAGCACCCUUGUCAAAGUCGUCAAGCUGCUGGCGCAAGACAUGCACAAACGAGAGUUUGUGACCGUGCGCAAACCUUCAGCCCAGCCACCGAAAAUCAUUCCCUCCACGACGAUCAAUCUCGAAUAUUUCUCCCUGGAAAUAAAGGAUGAUCCUCUCGAGACCAAGCUGAACUUAAUCUGGCGAGUCGGCUUGAACGAGCAGGCGGACCGCUUGGAGAGGAUGGAAGCUUUCGCCGCCAAAGUAAGUGUGCUGGACUCGGUUGGAGAUGGAAGCCAAGCACCUCCGUCGUCUACCAAUCUGGACGAGAUCAGGGAACGCUGGGGCUUUGAUGCCAGUGGUAUUCGCGAUGUGCAUAGUGCGGCAUACAACCUCGCUUGGUACAAUGCCCGCGCCUGGAAGGUCCGUUUCGAUAAGGCUCUGGCCACGCAAAACAAGAGAGAGGAACUGUUGAUAGCUCUAGUCUUUGGCGUCCGGAAUCGGGAGGACAGCCUUCCCAUUGACGUCAUGCCGCCCGAACGGUUUGCCCCGCUGUUCCGAGCCAAGUUUGAGAAAUUGGCGGUUGAGCUCAAGCCAAUGGACCUGGACAAGGGCGAAAUCAUCGAGCACAUGGAAGAAGCCAUGGUGGGGAAAUUCCCAGAAAACACAGAUUUCUCCCUGCUCGUCCCGCUCUCGAUCAACCUUCGAGCUCGAUCUGUCGAGUUGACUUUGAGGGACUAUCCGAUGCCGCUGUUUCAGAUCCGACCUGUCGACAACGAAGCUUCCGACAAGCCCGCCGAACAUAGCUUCCAGGCUUCCAUUCAGCUCGUUGCUGGUGAAGAGAUGGCAGAUGACGAUAGCUACGUGUUGUUGCCUUGUCCCGUGUUGCCCGAAGGUCUCGGCGCGGAUCAUGCUGCAGCACUGACUGUCCAAGUCGCCAAAACUUUGAUGCCAGUAAAGACGUACACCAAAGUGGAAAUGAAGGUAGCCACCGCCGCGCCGACGGAUUUCACUUGGGGGAAUUCUUAUCAACCUGCGAUCGAAGAUCUCACCAAGGCUUUCGAAAAGUUUACGCACCCGCCGCGGGAUCCCUCGCCCAAAAUGGGUUUCUGGGACAAGUUCCGCCUCACGCUGCAUUGGCGUGUCAAGGUCGACUUUGACGGCCCUUGUCAUCUUCACCUGAAGGGCUCCCGUGAUCCGUACCAUAUUACUGGCUUUGGAGCUGGCUUCGUGUUGGCAUGGAUGGGCAACGUGUCUUUGCGCAUCGGAGAAAAGAACGACCAGAACGAAUUGAUCCAGAUCUCUAGCGACGAGAUGUUUUUCUCGAUUCCAGACCUGUCCGCUAUGAUAGACAACGCCGCCACCGGCACUCACGCCGACGGAAAUAGCGAUGCUGGCAAGCCUGCGGCCAAAUUGCCUACUCUCCUCGAAAGACGUGGGACCAAGACCUGCGCUCGUUUCGUGGGCGGUGUGCGCGUUGGAUUUGGCUUUAAAUUCGAACGCACGUGCCGAGAUCACGACUGCGAUAGUGAUUGCCGUGGAGGACUCUCAGAACGGCGAUGCCGGUGUUUUCACUUCAAGCCACAUUACGAGGUCAAGAUGCGAUCAAAAGAAGCCGUUGAUGCCCAGUCUCGAGAGCUCAAUCGGCCUGUUGAUUCGUAUGAAGGCUUCCGCUCGGACUUUAUCCACUUUUCUCCCUCCAUCACGACUUUUGGUCGCAGCAGUCCGAGUGGGCCGCAGGGCGAGGGACGCGUCAAUAGCAGUAGCUUUCACUUUACCCCCAAAGGCUUCACGCAUUUCUUCGCGUGGUGGAGAUUGUUCAAUCAUGUGAUGUCGCUCCCCAUCCGGCAGGGCAAACUAUUCCCCAAAUCCCCACCACCUCACCGAAAGUUUGGCCGGUCAUUGGCGACCAUCAAAUACCGCUUCGACAUCUCUCAUCUAUACAUCUCUCACUUUUACCCUCAAAUGUCCAAGGUAGAUUGGACGACGGGACGCCAGACGGCAGUGGGUGUCAAAGCGCAUAUCAAACACUUUCGGGCGGAUCUUCAUCAACGAGAACAGACCAAGAUUGUACGAAAGGAGGCUCUUCAACGAAUGGGUACGAUCAAACACAAACCCUUUUACGCCGCCGAUAUUAUUCUGGAUGACGUGCAGUUAAGGGCUCUGUCGACAGUGUUUGAGGACCAAUCCAAAGGGUUCCUUAUGAAGCAUGGCUCACACCUUGUGGAUGUCCCCGACCCGGCAGGAACACUCGCCAAUGAGAUGGCCAGCGGUGAUGCCACAUGGUUUCAUCCGGACGACUAUGUGGACACUGACUACAGACCCUCCGACGACAACCCCUACAUCGAAAUGUACGAGAUCGGAGCAUGCCCUCAGUUCCACUACUCCAGAUGGUUGCCUGCAUUAAAACUACGCCCGGACGUCAUCGACAAGAUGAAGACGGGACACUGGUAUGGGACGGAUAUGGAAGCGAGUAAAUUCGGGCGUGAGGCCACACACGGGUGUCUGCUCAACGAGUUUGAAGGCUCCCACAAGGUGGGCAUCAGGCUGGCGGAAGCCCGGCGAGAACAUCUGCAAGAGGCCUUACGAGCGUGCACGGCCAAAGAUACGGUCUCAAGAGAGGGAUCCAACACAUUAUCGAGCAAAGCUGCAACCUUACAAGCCAGUAUCGACGUUUUGGACCGCUUCAUUGCGGACCGCCAUGCGAAAGAAGCUCGAGAACACAGUGGCUCGGAAGAGUCGUCUACUGACCACCUGGACAGCCGAGAAAAGGAGACCGAAGGCAACGAUUUCCAGAACAUCUACCAGAUCUAUACCCCUCGACUCGUGUUGAACAACCAGUCCAGAAAUAUCUUGCUAAAGUACUACUUCUCAAGCCGUCUGCGGAAAGGCCUGGAAUAUUACCUAUCGAAUAAGGCUCUGAAGGUUUUGCGAGAACAGCUUGGCAGCAUUACUGAUGCCCCAGUCAGGACCAAGACCGUUGUCGAUAAGCCCCAGGUCACAAAGAUCCCCAACAAGUUGGAUUGGGUUGCAGACAAGACUGGUAACGUGGUAGCCAAAGAGCUAUUGAAGCUAGUGCUGGGAGAUGCCGACAAGCAGGAACAUGAUGAAGGCGACGUCAAGCCGGCAGAAUCUCAGCCAUCAGCACGUGAAACCGACCCUCACGCUGGUCUUCCCGAGGAGUACACGGUUACGAAAAGCCAUUUCUUGUCGCUGUUUGGACCACAACUGGCGCUUUCAAGCGAACUCGACGAGGAUUCCACGAUUCUAUUCUGCAUGGACAGCGCUACAUUCAAGGGCUACACAAUAGGUGACGACGAGUUCGUUGGAGAUCCUGUAAACUCGCGAGUGAUGCACCGCAAUUACUCUGAUCUUACAGGGUUACAAGGGUUCUAUCCUCGACGAUCCGAUGAUCAAGGCGAGCGACAUGACCGAACCUUCGUGCCUCUCGAGGUCCUGCUCGAUUCGAAGUGCCAGUCAUUGCAUUUCGAUCGGGUCCUCCCGAAGACCGACGGUUACUUCCAUUACGAUAAAUUCAAUCAGCUGCGUCUUAGCAACGAUCUCUCUGCCGAUCGGGAGCAGUAUGGGCAAGAGGCUCUCCCAGAGCAUAUACAGCAUAAGCAGGAUCUGGCUGUUCUGCACGUGCCGCGUUUUGCGGUCAUGGCGGAUUCCCAUCAUUACGCCGCUCUCUACAACGUGAUCACCAAUUUGAUCCUUUAUCAAGAUCCGGAGCAGAGACAGCGAUCACAAAAGAUGGACACAUUUGUGUACUCUUUCGAUCGACGGGAUGCACUCCGAUACGUUUCCGAGGUAGCACAAUUGCAACAACGGAUCCGAGAGUCGGAGUCUCUCAUCAAGGCGUAUGAUGAGCAUUAUACACAUCUCACAUCGGAAGGCAAGUUGGGCCUUAUCGACGUCAGAGGAGAUCUGCUUGCGUCGGUGGAAAGCUUGAACAUGAUCUACGAUGCGGUCUCGCUUCACCGCAAUUAUACCGAGAAAGCAGCGGCUCUGAAGGGAUCGAUCCGAUUUCAAGCGUCUGCAGGAGAAAUUGCCUGGUUCAUGUUCGGGCAAAAGACUCUGCUGGCAAAGUUGGCGAUGACGGAUGCCCACUUCGAUUGGUUGAGGAAAAAGGACAGCAGCACAGACAGUACUCUUGUCGUCAAGGACCUCCAAGCCCUGAACAGCAGUCCGGAUGCGGUUUUCCCCGAGAUGCUAGCCAAAUACCAAAAGACCGGGUCCAAGGAAAGCAAACCAAUCCUGAAAGUUCGGUGGGCAGUCCUCGCACCAGUUGGAGGGAUUACGAUCAUGGAGCAUCUGCAUGUGGAUGCGCACCCUGUUCGGGUACAAUUAGAGAAGAAGCUGGGACGUCAGCUUAUGGAGUAUGUGUUUGGCCAAAACGGGAGGCCCAAGAAGCAUGCAUCCGAUCAGAAUACGAACAAGUCUUUUCAGGGGAACAACCAUGUCGGCGGCGGCGAGGACUCCAAUGCCACACAUGACGGCCGAAGACAUACGAAGACGAAUCGGGACCACCGCGACAAUGGUCCAUCUCUCUCGCGCCAGAAUUCAUCUUCCGAAGUUACUCCAGCCGACUCAGAGCAGAAGAACGCGCGCAGGAAGAAGAGCGGUUCUAGUUUGGCUGGCGAAGAGCAGCCAUUCCUCCCAUUCGAAGCAGAUGAGAUGCACUCUCGUGCAACCAAAAACAUGACCUUCGUGUCAGUAAGCUUUGUUCAGACUACUUUAGUACUGAGUUAUAAGGGCGACAAACCCAAAAGCAUUACCGAUCUGUACGACUUCAAGUUUACCUGUCCAGAGCUGCGCUACACAAACAAGACCUGGUCGUUCGAAGACCUGUUCAGGCACAUGCGACGAGAUAUCAUUCGGUCCGCUUGGCAACAGAAAGGUGCAUUGAUCCGGGAAGUAUUCAAAAAGAGCCGAAAGCCAAUCAGGGCUCAGGCCGCAGAAGAUAUGCAACAUGGACCAUCCAAGCUGAGGAUGACGACGCGACCCUUCGAACCUUGGACAACCCAGUCUGGUGGCCAAAUCCUAGAAUCGGCGCCGCUUGUCACAAGUCCGGUCGAGGAGAGAGACUUGAAUGACCUCGAGCGCGUACCUACCACCGGAUCAUCCGAAUCUGGGCCUGCACCGUCAGAGCGAGAAAAAUCGGGCAAGCUAGGCAAAUUGGUGCAUCGAAUCAAGGCUCGAGCUGCAAAUCGUCAUCACCACGCCGACGAUGAUUGAAGCACCAGCUCUCCUAUUCAUGAUCAACAACGAAAUCUUAUACCCACCAUCACUGUAUCAACUCCAUGUAGGUUCUCAAAGCAUCAUGACACUGUAUAUAUUUGCAUGGGCCUUUUCACAAUCGAGAUGCCGGACCAAACUUGUGUGAACGCCGAACGGCGUGGCAAAUCUCACAUAUUGCGUGCGCGAAGCCUUCCGCUAUAAUGAUGCAUGUAAUUA
Filobasidium floriforme is the source of this 9154-nucleotide messenger RNA. Its product is annotated as golgi-body localization protein domain-containing protein. The record is from RefSeq and is a predicted model, not a curated record. Bases 260 to 8935 code for a protein of 2891 amino acids. Lineage: Eukaryota; Fungi; Basidiomycota; Tremellomycetes; Filobasidiales; Filobasidiaceae. The transcript has 14 exons.